UUGAACAGCUUCGAGAGCAUAAUCAUCGUUAAGCGAUAUCUGAUCUGAUUAUAUGGCAACCCUCGCGAAGUGAAUGUGUGCCAAAAGAGAAUAAAACAGAGGCCGCCCUCCGCGAGGCCAAUCUAGCGCCAAUAAAAAAUUAAAAUAUAAACAAAUAAUAACGGGCCCGAAAAGUAAUUGUUUUUAAUGUGCGUAAUGUGCUGCUUGGUGCGCGGGUGAGCGUGAUAAACUGUUUGUUUACGCCUAAGCUACAGACAGACAGACAAGCAAAUAAGCAAAAUCCGAAGAAGUGGGCCCAAGAAUUAGCAAAGCAAGAAAAAGGCAGGCAAACCCUUCGGACUCGUGCGAGUGCGAUUUUUCGCCCACGAUUGCGAGAGCCGAAAAGGCCGCGCGAAAAGCGAGCGAGUCAUAAACAUUCGUGGGCUAAUCAGAUGGCCAGCGGAUCGAGCAGCUAAUUAGCCGCCGCACCGCGAAUGCUAUAGCUGUGAGCGGCCGAUCGGCGGAUCAGCAAAAGCUAAGCAAUAUGUUGGUCUGCAGUCAGAAGCAGUAAAGAGAGCUAAAAGCAAAAAAUAAAAAUUAAUUUCGGAGUAUUUUCGGAGUUGCAGCUUUAGCAACAUGUUGCCAAGCGCUAGCCUCAUGUUGGUGGCCCUGCUUGGGGCCAUAGCCGAGGCAAAGCCAGAGCACGAGUGCACCAGCAUUGACAUCCGCAACGAUUGCAAGAAUAUGCAUCAACUGGACAACUGCACAGUGGUCACGGGAUACCUUAUGAUCACGUUGAUCACCUCCGAUGUGCCAUGCAACUACUCGCAGUACACGUUUCCCCUGCUGACCGAGGUCACCGAGUUUGUUGUCUUUACGGGAGUGCGUGGCUUGACCAACAUUACGGAUAUGUUUCCGCAUCUCACCAUUAUCCGUGGCCGUCGGCUGUUUCUCAACUAUGCCCUGGGUGUGACUAGCAUGCCUGACCUGGAGCAGUUGGCCUUCCCGCAAUUGAUGGCUAUACAAAAUGGACAAGUGUUUAUUGGCAACUGUCCCAAGCUGUGCAAUACAGACCGGGUCAACUGGGAUCUGCUUACCCUGAGCACUGGCGACAACCAAAUUAUUGCCACGGGCAGCAACUGCAGUUCCCCGGUCUGCACCGGCUGUGCCUCCUCCCACUGCUGGUCGAACCUGUACUGCCAGCGAUCCCUAAACGAAAACAUUGCCAAUCCCAAGGCCAACAUAAACUCCUGUCAUGAGGAGUGUUUCGGGGGCUGUAGUAAUCACUCAACGUCCGCCGCCGAUUGUACUGUCUGUCGCGGACUAAGCGAUGCCGGAACUUGUGUUAAGAGCUGCCCCAAGGACAAGUACGUCCUGGAGCAUCACCAGCGUUGCUACUCCAAAAGAGACUGCACAUUAAAGCACAAAUACUACAUCUAUGGAUCGCAGUGCGUGGCCUUCUGUCCCAGCGGCUACAGGGCCAACAGCCAGUUUGAGUGCGUGGAGUGUGGCCCAGAGGAGGCUUGUAUUAGCUUUUGCACCCCGGAGUCUCCGGCGAAUGCGUUUACCAUAUACAACAUAGCCGACGCCGAGAAGGUGCGCGGCUGCCAGAUAUUUAACGCCAGCCUGAUCAUUACCAUACGCCAAAAGGUGAACGAAUCGCAGCUAAUCCAGAGCUUCACCAGCAUCCGGGAGAUACGUGGUUACCUUAAAGUUUAUCGCUCUUCUGAGCUGCGAAGCUUGAAGUUCCUCAGUAACCUGGUUCGCAUUUAUGGAGAUCCCAUGGAGAGUCACCGUUAUUCCAUUGUACUCUAUGACAACAGAAGAUUGUCCGAGCUGUGGGACCCGGCCCACAAGAUGGAGCUCGGGGAUGGCGGCAUGUUUAUUAAUCGCAACAAUAAACUAUGCAAUCGCCUGAUGCUUGGCUUCCAAAGGGCGGUGAGCCACGACAGGGCCUUGGACUCCCUCCAGACUAACGACCAGGAAGUACUGUGCAGUCCCUCAAAGCUGCAGUUAAAUGUGCAGAAACGCACCUAUCGAACUGUUAACCUGAGCUGGCUAAAGUCACAGACCAGCCAGAGACUAGAAAUCAUCCACCGGCCGCUGCCCCCAGGAAAACUUUAUCACGAGGAGAGCGAACUAGAGGCGCCCGUGUGCACGCGCAUCAAUUGGAAGCGUCGCUUGCUCUUCCCCGACGAGCUUCAAGAGAACGGCACCCACUACCUCUUCGAGUUGGACUCCCUGGAACCGGACACGCGGUACGCCUGUCUGCUGCGUACUUUCAGCGACGACAACUUGCACGAGGCGCGUAGUGAUUUGACCUACGUCCAGACGGAACGCGACAUUCCAAAGCCACCAGUGCUGCAGUUGCUCAAAAAGACGGACAAUUCGCUGAGUGUGCGGAUGGCUGGCCAGGACCAUGACAGCUUCCUUCUCACAGUGCUCGAACUGGCCGACGAUCAGGCGUACAUAGAGCAGCGAAAUUACUGCCACCAGCCUUCGUACGUUUGGCAGGACAUGGACAGUGCCCAGUGGCUGGCGUUCGAGGACUACGACGACUGCUGUGCCCACAAGGAGGAGCAAGCGGAGGACGCACGCUUCAUAGCGGACAUGCGGGAGCAAUAUCGCUGCACGCUGGACAAUCGCAAGCAGUGCCGCGAACUGGACUUGGCCGAGGCAACCUUACCGCAGUUUCGUCUGCCGGGCAACACCUCGGAGUAUGAUCUGCGCCAGCUGCAUCGCUAUCGGUUAUACGCCAUGCAGUUGCAGGCGUGCAACGAGCUAGGAUGCAGCUCCUAUACGGCGCUCCACGAGCGCACCAACUACACCAUGGGGGCGGAUCAGCUCACCCAUCUGCAGGCCUGCUACGUUCAGGAGACACAGAAGUACAUCAUACGCUUCCAGGAGCCCCUGCAGCCCAACGGUCUGGUGGUCAACUAUGUGAUCCACUAUCGGAACAACUUUACCCAGACGCACACUGGAUGCGUGACGAGGCAGGAGCACGCCAACGCCGGCUAUGUGUUCGCGGAACACUUGAACAUCACAUACACAGACUGUGCCGUUCGAGUUCACUCCCUGGCCGGGAAUGCAAUAACGCCCUACGUGCCCAUUACUCAGUGUACGGAUGAGGAGCAGCAGCUGGCCCACAGCCGGCCGGCCAAGGAACUGGUCACCGACAUCACCUAUGUGCCAGUGACGGCAGUGCAUGCCCGCGGCAUUAGUAUAUUCCUAAUUUGUUUCCUCUUCGGCUGCGGUGCAACUCUGGUCUGGGUCCUUUACAAGCGGCGUUGCUGGCAAAAGUGGCCGGGACUGCGGCGCUAUAUGCCCAUCCGGGAGCAGUGGCUGCGCGAGCGUCAGCAGCCUGAGGACCGAGAAAUUCUGGUCGAUGGCUUUGAAACGGUUCGUUUCCAGAACAACAACAUUAACGGCAAUGCUGACGAUUAUCCCAUGUAAACGAUAAUAAAUGUAACUUACCACAAA
Messenger RNA from Drosophila kikkawai, 3459 nucleotides. Its product is annotated as insulin receptor. NCBI's taxonomy places the organism in Eukaryota, Metazoa, Arthropoda, Insecta, Diptera, Drosophilidae. Gene Ontology annotation, molecular function: protein binding. The record is from RefSeq and is a predicted model, not a curated record.